Molecule: messenger RNA, 1154 nt
Organism: Mucor mucedo
Lineage: Eukaryota; Fungi; Mucoromycota; Mucoromycetes; Mucorales; Mucoraceae
Product: HAUS augmin-like complex subunit 6 N-terminus-domain-containing protein
Exons: 2
Coding region: 10-1089 (359 amino acids)
Biological process (GO): spindle assembly
Cellular component (GO): HAUS complex; mitotic spindle microtubule
Molecular function (GO): microtubule binding
Source: RefSeq, a predicted model, not a curated record
AAAACGGCCAUGUCACGAAAAAGCAUUCGAUCUUCCGCAGCGUCAACAUUUGUUCGUAAUCUCCAUUCACUUGGUUUCAAACCACCGCGCAACAGCAAAUGGGUUGUCAAUCAACAAACAUUUACAGUCAAUGCUGACAGUAUUAAAGCAUUCGAACAUGUCAGUUAUUUCCUGUUCAGUAUUCUUGACAAAAAGAAGGUAAAAUCAACCUUUAGGGAAGUUUGGCCUAUUACAAACAUAGAAAAAUCACGCGAAUACCGUCGACUUGCUUUUAAAUGGUUAAAGGAUAUUCAACCAGGUACUCAUUUAGUGAAUGCACCUUUAAGAGUAAGCUAUUUUACAGAUUGUCGGGGAAAACCCUUCAACCAAAUCAUCUCAGCUUUCACUGCUCUUGCGAUGGACAAAAAUCCAAACUAUAAUACAGAUGUUGCUACCGACGAUUCAUAUUCAGCCAAAACAGCCCGAGAUUCUAAGCCACACACAGCAGGCAAAAGAUCUACAAUAGACCGUCCUCUUACAACUGAGGUGUUGCCUCGAAAGAAAACAAGAACACAGUCUCCAGUGGAUUUACCCGAAUUAUCUUUGAAUAAAACACCACGCACAUGCCCCCAAGCAGUAUCAAAUAGUCGCCCAUUACAAAAUUCACCGGCACUUAUUAUAUCCGUGCCAUCUUCUUCCAAACCAAAAACAUCACCCACCUUUAAUACACAUACUCCAUCAGGAGUACGUUCUUUAAUAUCAUCAUCAUUAUCAUCAUCAAAGGAUGCAGCAUCAUCCCCAGCAUAUCAUACACCACCAUCAAACACAGAUGUUUUAUUGUCUUCAAAAUCUGAUGAACUAGCAUCCUCAACAAAUAAUCAUCUGCCACCCCCAACAGAAUCUCCUUUGCCGCCGUCAACAGAAUCUUCUUCGUCGCCCUCAAUUGAGGCUCCUCAACGCAUUCUACCUCCGUUAGAAUAUCUUCGAUUCUCUAGAUUCAAGGAAAUAGUGCGACAAGAGGAACUCGCUUAUAAGCAAGAACGAGCUCGUAGAGAGAAAGAGCGAUACAAAAUUGAAAAUCUCCGUAAAUAUCUUUUAAUGUACAAAUAAAUUUCGCACGUAUUUAAACAGAAAUAAAUGCAGUAUCCAUAAGUCCCUCAAAAAACCGCAAAAAA